CGCGUAUACUGGACUGAUACUUGAGUCGUCGCUCCUCCAUUGUUGUCGAACUCCACUUCCUCCCUCUGCUCCAUCCUGUUCAGUGUUGUCAUAGUUUAAUCGCUCCUCCUCUCUCUCUCUCCCUCUCUCUCUCUCUCUAUACACACGCGCCUGUGGAAUUAUGGAUAUACAGUGAGUGAUCCACUGGUCCCUCAGCAAUGGAUAAGCUAAUGGAGCCCUUCGAUGUUCCGGCGAAAAACGCAUCACACGAGGCGUUGGAGAGGUGGAGGUCGGCUGUCACGAUCGUUUUGAACCGAAGAAGAAGGUUCCGUAUGGUCGCCGAUCUUGCCAAGCGCAGUGAAGCCCAAAGCAAGAUUCGCAAAAUCCAGGAUCAGGUCCUCAUUCCUCAAGUUUCCUGUUUUAUCCUCAUCUUCUAUGCUUUUCCGUGUGCCUCAAUUGGCCUCAGGCGAGGUGACUUCACCGAGGAUGAUCUACGACUUGUCUUUAAUGCUUAUAAGGUAGCAUUCAGGUUUCUUGAUGCUGUUGGACAAAGUGAAAGCAAGCUGGCACAAGGGACUAGAGAAGCAAGCUCUGAAGAUGAGCUUUUGGAAGAGGUUGGGAGAGCAGCUUUGGAAGAUGUGCUCUCGGAUGAAGCCAGAGAAGCUGGCUUUAACAUUCACCCAGAUAAACUUGCAUCUAUCGUCCGUAACCAUGAAAUCAAGUCCUUGAGAUUACUCAGAGGAGUUGAAGGGCUUGCAAGCAGAGUAAAAGUCUCGUUGAAUGAAGGAGUCAAAACAAGUGAUGUGAGCAUCAGGCAGAAGAUAUAUGGCUUUAACAAAUAUACUGAGAAACCUUCUAGAAGUUUUUGGAUGUUUGUGUGGGAUGCUUUGCAAGAUUUAACUCUUGUUAUCCUCAUGGUUUGUGCUGUGGUUUCAAUAGGUGUGGGACUUGCCACUGAAGGAUGGCCAAACGGCAUGUAUGAUGGGUUGGGAAUCGUAAUUAGUAUAUUCUUGGUAGUCAUUGUUACAGCAGUCAGUGACUACAAGCAAUCCUUGCAAUUUAAGGACUUGGAUAAGGAGAAGAAGAAGAUAUUCAUUCAGGUCACUAGGGAUAAACAUAGACAAAAGAUCUCCAUAUACGACCUGGUCAUUGGAGAUGUUGUUCAUUUAGCCACAGGAGACAAAGUUCCAGCUGAUGGGAUAUUUAUAUCAGGAUACAGCUUGUCGGUGGAUGAGUCAAGUUUGUCAGGCGAGAGUGAGCCAGUAAAUAUAGAUGAAAAAAAACCUUUUCUUCUCGCAGGAACCACAGUGCAAAAUGGAUCAGGUAAGAUGCUGGUAACGGCUGUUGGUAUGAGAACGGAAUGGGGUAAGUUGAUGGAGACUCUAAAUGAGAGUGGAGAAGACGAAACGCCACUGCAGGUGAAGCUGAAUGGUGUUGCUACAAUCAUUGGUAAGAUUGGAUUGGGUUUUGCUGUGCUGACAUUUGUUGUGCUGACAGUAAGAUUCUUGGUGGAGAAAGCACUUCACCAUAAGUUUACAGAUUGGUCUUCCAGUGAUGCCCUGACACUUUUGAACUACUUUGCUACUGCAGUAACUAUAAUUGUUGUUGCAGUUCCAGAGGGACUACCACUGGCAGUGACACUGAGCCUCGCUUUUGCAAUGAAAAAAAUGAUGAAUGAGAAGGCACUCGUAAGGCAUCUCUCUGCAUGUGAGACAAUGGGUUCUGCUACUUGCAUUUGCACGGAUAAGACAGGGACACUGACGACAAACCAUAUGGUUGUUGAUAAGUUCUGGAUAUGUGGGAAGUCUAAAAGGGUAAAAGGUGGGGAGCGUGGAGAUAUAUUGAAUUCAGAAACAUCGGAAAAGUUUAUAAACAUCCUCUUCCAAGCAAUAUUUCAAAAUACAAGUUCUGAGGUGGUCACAGAUAAAGAUGGAAAGAAAUCCAUUUUGGGUACAGCCACGGAGUCAGCAUUGCUAGAAUAUGGCUUGCUUCUGGGUGGUGAUUUUUAUGUGCAUCACCAGGAGAAUAUGAUUCUGAAGGUUGAACCUUUCUGUUCAGACAAGAAAAAGAUGUCUGUUCUAGUGUCUCUUCCAGAAGGUGGGUUCCGAGCCUUUUGCAAAGGUGCAUCAGAGAUUAUUUUAAGAAUGUGUGACAAGGUCGUUGAUACCAAUGGGGAACCUCUACAUAUGUCAGAGGAACAAACAAAAAAUAUCAGUAAUGUCAUCGAUGGUUUUGCCUGUGAAGCUUUGAGAACCCUUUGCUUGGCCUUUAAGGAUUUUGACUACUGUCCAAAUGAUAAUAGCAUCCCUAAUAGCGGCUACACAUUGAUAGCAGUGGUUGGAAUUAAGGACCCAGUUCGUUCAGAGGUUAAGGAUGCAGUUCAAACUUGUUUAGCAGCAGGAAUUACUGUGCGUAUGGUCACUGGUGACAAUAUUAACACAGCUAAAGCCAUCGCUAAAGAAUGUGGAAUACUUACUGAAGAUGGUUUGGCCAUAGAAGGACCAGAAUUUCGCAGCAAAACGCUUGAGGACUUGAAGGAUAUAAUACCUAGAAUUAAGGUAUUAGCACGGUCUUCACCUAUGGACAAGCACACCUUGGUAACCCACCUGAAGAAUAUGUUCAAAGAAGUUGUUGCAGUUACUGGUGAUGGCACUAAUGAUGCUCUUGCUCUGCAUGAAGCAGACAUUGGACUUGCUAUGGGUAUAGCAGGAACAGAGGUUGCAAAAGAAAGUGCUGAUGUCAUUAUACUGGAUGACAAUUUUACAACCAUAGUGAAUGUAGCUAAAUGGGGACGUACAAUAUAUAUCAACAUUCAGAAGUUUGUGCAGUUCCAGUUAACUGUCAAUGUUGUCGCACUAAUGAUCAAUUUUCUUUCUGCAUGCAUCUCAGGUGAGUUGGUCAAUAUCGCUCUAAUGAUCAAUUUUCUUUCUGCAUGCAUAUUGGGAUCUGGACUCCUUACGGUUGUGCAGUUGCUAUGGGUCAACCUGAUUAUGGACACACUAGGUGCAUUGGCACUGGCUACGGAACCGCCAAAUGAGGGACUGAUGGAUAGGCCUCCUGUUAGGAGAGAUGUGAGUUUUAUUACCAAGGCCAUGUGGAGAAAUAUUAUUGGUCAUAGUGUUUAUCAACUGGCUGUCCUUUUAGUUCUUAAUUACAAUGGGAAGCAACUUUUGAGACUUACAGGAUCAGAUGCUACAGCCAUUCUCAAGACUUUCAUAUUCAACGCCUUUGUCUUUUGUCAGGUGUUCAACGAAAUAAACAGCCGUGAGAUUGAGAAGAUAAACAUUCUUCGUGGUAUGUUCGAUAGCUGGAUAUUCGUAGGUGUCAUGGUUUCCACAGUAAUAUUCCAAGUAAUAAUAGUCCAGUUCCUGGGAACUUUUGCUAGCACUGUACCGUUAAGCUGGGAAAUGUGGUUACUCAGCAUUUUGAUAGGAGCAGUGAGCAUGCCUGUUGCAAUUGUUUUGAAGUGCAUCCCAGUUGAAAGAGAGAAUGCUAAGCACCAUAAUGGGUAUGAUCUACUCCCCAGUGGUCCAGAACUUGCUUGAAAAAGGGGAGAAGGCAAUACAGAAUAGGUAUUAUCAAGUUCAAAACCCUAGAAAGUUCAAAGUGAUCUGUCAAAUUUUGUCGAUGAAGGGCAGCAUAAAAGUUCUUCAAAAAAUAGGAAAAAUGAAAUUAAGAUGAAAUAAAUAAAGGUGGAGACAGAAGACAUGUAGCUAAUGCAAGAUAUAACCUUCUAAUCUCUAACAUGACCAUCUAAUCUCUAGAAUGUAGUUAGUUGCUAUUUGAAUAUUUAGGUAUUCUUCAUAGUCUCUCUCUUUUCUCACUGCUGAAACACGCCAUCAUGGAUCUUUGUAGAAAGUAUUUUUGUAGAAAAUACUUUGUACAAUGAUCCAUGAUGACCUGUUUGAUCUCUGAGAAAAGACAUAAACUAUGAAGAAUGACUUGAAUGUCGUGUUGGUACAAAGAAAACUCCGAUCACUAGUCUUUCUGGGUUGUUUUCUCUUCCUAUGUUGGAAUGUCAAGUUAAUGUUGUACACUGUUUCGUUGCAUUUAAACGACAAUAUCUCAAUUUCUCAACCAGUAAAUUUGUUAGAACUUUUGUCUCCCCCUUUUUUUUGUUUUCCCCCUCAAUUCAAGAAUACUUUCCAUGCUUUCUAGAAUGUAAUUGUCUCCUCUACGGUGAGAAACUAUUGUAGUUGUCGACUGUUUUACUUUAUUUUAACCGACUUCUACACCCAUUUUUGUUCCUUAUUUGCAAUUUUAUCGGUUCAUAAUUUGUAUGUAGAGCUGGAAAAUGUGAUACAAGUGCAAUCUUUCCUGUUUCUCUUUUUGUUUUCUAGCUUUUGUAAUAGUAUAUUAUGAUACAUGAUGAUCAGUGUAU
Ilex paraguariensis (yerba mate) is the source of this 4360-nucleotide messenger RNA. NCBI's taxonomy places the organism in Eukaryota, Viridiplantae, Streptophyta, Magnoliopsida, Aquifoliales, Aquifoliaceae. The record is from the annotation of a GenBank genome assembly.